GAGGAUUCAUGGUGGUGGGAUAGAAAAGGCAAGUGCAGCGACAGGCCAGCACCACCACCACCUUAUCUCCGUCUGCCAUGAAGAGAAGACGAGCAUCCCCUCUCCUCCAACUCCACCAUCUUCUUGUCCUCCUCCUCCUCCUCCUAUUUGGAGCGGCAGAAGGCGGCCUAUGGAAGCGAGAACAGAAAGAUUUUCCAAGAAUCAUUGGAGGAAUAGAUGCAAAACCUGGAGAGUUCCCGCAUCAGGUAUCGGUGCAGCACAGAGGGUUCCUGGGCUCAAGACAUGUGUGUGGAGGCACCAUACUAACAGAACAGCACAUUCUCACUACUGCUGACUGCGUUGACGACUUCACGGUGGCUAGUCUGUCAGUAGUGGCGGGCGUCGUCAGCCUGGAAGAUCAUGGGGAAAAUCGGCAAGUGAUACAGAUCGAUGCAGUGAUCCCUCAUGAGGACUUCAACGUCGUCACUCACUCCAACAAUGUGGCCAUCCUGAAGUUAAAGGAACCACUGGCACUAGGAGACUUGGUGCAGCCUCUGUCCCUGCCGCCUGAUGGAGAGGUCGUCCCUGAGAACACACUCUGCACUGUAAUUGGCUGGGGUGCCAUCUUUGAAACUGGGGAUUACUAUAAGGAGCUACAGAAGGCAGAAAUGACCACCCUAACAGACGAGGCAUGUAGGGCGUCAUAUGGCGCCAUGGCCAUCGAGGACUCCAUGAUGUGUGCUGGUUUGCCGUCAGAAGAGGUUGACACUUGCGAUGGUGACGAGGGAGGGCCGCUCCUCUGCAUGGGGCACCUGCACGGCAUCACCUCCUGGGGCCAGGGUUGCUUGCAGUCCUACUACCCCCGAGUGUUUACAGAGGUGGCCUGCUACAAGAGUUGGAUCAUGAUGUAUAUUUCAGCUGAUCUUAGUUAGCUUGCAGCAAUUACUCUGUGCAUUAAAUACCUGCCUUAUUAUAUUUUUAUGUCGGACUGAAGGACUCAGCACUGUAGCUGAUUGUUAUUUCUUAUUUUCUAAUAAUGCGUAUCUUAUACAAAACCUCCAAAAAUUUUGUAAUAAUAUUAAUGCCGUUACCAAAGAGUGAAGCAAAAAUAUUUUGCAAAAAUUUAUCAAGUUUUGGAAUUACAACAGAUUCCUAACCUUGAUUAUACAAAUGACUGUUCAAUAGUAUGAAGAAACACUACAGUUGAAAUUCUUGUGUCUCAUUGUCAAGGUGUAAUCCCUCUGGCAUGUGCAGUGUAUGUACUUAUUGCUAAUGAUGACUGGAAUAGCUUGAACUUUCUUGUGGAUGGAAGGAUAUUCCCUGGAAGUUAUAGAGGAGACCAAUAAUAUAUAAAAGAAAAAUUCUACAAAACACAUGUAUAUUCACAGGUACAUAAUAUGGCUCUGCUUCUGUUUUUCUUUGAAUGAGUGUAUAUCUUACAAUAUUACAUAUUACAUGCUAUAUAAACAUUCAAAGACUAACCAACUUUGACCAAAACAUGCUUACAAUCAUGUGGAUAAGAAAUGUUUGACUAAGAUUACAAUUUUGAAUAACAAUAGAUUUACUUU
Messenger RNA from Portunus trituberculatus (swimming crab), 1547 nucleotides. RefSeq names its product trypsin-1-like. The transcript has 6 exons. The coding region runs from base 78 to 911 and encodes 277 amino acids. Gene Ontology annotation, biological process: proteolysis. The record is from RefSeq and is a predicted model, not a curated record. Lineage: Eukaryota; Metazoa; Arthropoda; Malacostraca; Decapoda; Portunidae. Gene Ontology annotation, molecular function: serine-type endopeptidase activity.